AGUCAACCCGGCAUAAGACAAGCAUCACAUCGCGCUCACCAUCACAUGUAGUACUCACCUCAAUGCUCAUCCAACAUCUCACCGAUAAACUAAAGUUCUACCCCGCAAGACGAAAGGCCUGGGAAGACUUGACCGAGAGUCGACAUUGAAUCUGGAACCAUGCGACCCCUCUCCAUCCAAGCCAGAAGCUCAACUCCGAGCUCAUCGAGCCACAAUGCUGGAGAAAGGAAUUGAGGACCGGCGAUUAUCGUCAUGGGCCAUCAUGGAUGGACAAAUUCGAGAAAUCAGGACAUCAGUGUCUCCCGAAGUCAUCGACGUUUCCAACUUUCUUUCUAUAACCCCAUCACGCAAAACACCAGCAUUCUGUCCUUCAUCAAUCUUCUACGCAAGACCUCCAAGCCCCCCACCAAAAUGCGCGGAAAGGUCACCAUCGAGGAAGCCUUCGAGAUCCCGUCCGAGGCGGAUCAGAGCCGCGACCAGGCGGCGAUCUACGUGGCGCCGGACGACCUGGAGCGCUACCUGCGGCAGAUCAAGUCGAUCACGGGGGAGCGGCUGAAGAUCUCGGAGGACAACGGGAUCGGGUACACGGUGCUGUCGCUGACGGUGCCGGGGAUCCAGGGGAUCCGGGAGCGUGAGAAGGCGGAGUCGCACGCGCGCGAGGUGAACAACUACAUCGCCGACAAGAUUAAGGACCACCGCGACCGGCUGGGCGCGUUCGCAGCGCUGUCGAUGCACGACCCGGCGCAGGCGGGCAAGGAGCUGCGGCGCUGCGUGAAGGAGCUGGGCUUCCACGGGGCCCUGCUGAACGACGUGCAGCACACCAACCAGCGCGGCCGCUGCCUGUACUACGACCAGCCCGAGUACGACGAGUUCUGGCGCGUGGCCGUCGAGCUCGACGUGCCCAUCUACCUGCACCCGGCCGCGCCCACGGGCGACAACUACAAGGAGCACUACGAGAACCGCAAGUACCUGGUCGGCCCGCCGCAGAGCUUCUGCAACGCCGUCGGCCGCCACGUCAUGGGCCUCAUCACCAACGGCGUCUUCGACCGCUUCCCCAACCUCAAGCUGAUCCUCGGCCACCUCGGCGAGCGCAUCCCCUUCGACUUCUGGCGCGCCAACCACUGGAUCAACGACGUCGAGCGGCCCCUCGCCAAGAAGAACGGCGACACCAUGUGCGAGCGCGACGUCCUCCACUACUUCAAGAACAACAUCUACGUCACCACCAGCGGCCACUUCAGCACCAACACCCUGCGCUUCGUCGCCGAGGAGAUCGGCGUCGACCGCAUCAUGUUCAGCGUCGACUACCCCUACGAGAGGCUGGAGAACGGCUGCGGUUGGUUCGACAACAACUCCGACGAGCUCAAGAAGGUCCUCGGCGGCCGCGACGGCUAUCUGCGUGUCGGCAGGGACAACGCCAAGAACGUCCUCAAGCUCUCCAAGUUCAAGGACUCCGACGCCCCCGUCUGAUCUGGAUGGCUUUUUAGGUGUCAGCAUCAACUGAUUUGCCUGCUUGCUUUCGCUUUUGCUCGAUUUCGAGUCUUGACUUCUCUUUUCUUCGUGUCUUUCAUUGUUUCGUUUGUUGCUCGUAGGCUGAAAAUUGCGUGGAACAUGCGCUGAAUCAGGGGUGGGGGCGGGUUUGCUAAGACUGUGAAC
Molecule: messenger RNA, 1653 nt
Organism: Aspergillus brunneoviolaceus CBS 621.78
Lineage: Eukaryota; Fungi; Ascomycota; Eurotiomycetes; Eurotiales; Aspergillaceae
Product: amidohydrolase family protein
Exons: 2
Coding region: 253-1467 (404 amino acids)
Biological process (GO): secondary metabolic process
Cellular component (GO): cytoplasm; cytosol
Molecular function (GO): carboxy-lyase activity; hydrolase activity
Source: RefSeq, a predicted model, not a curated record